AUGACUUUUCGGAAGGUUUGUGCUUGCAACACCAAUUGCUGCAAUGCAUUUGUGGUUCCAGCUUGUUCUGGUAACUAUAAAGGACUUACAGAAGACAUAGGCUGUUCUUAUACUGUUGUCACGAACCGCACUGAAUGUUGCCAAGGAUUGGAGCAAGAUAUUACAAGUAGAAUUUUAGCAGGUUGUGUUGACACAGUUUCUGCUCGUGUUGGAGUCUCGGGUACUUUUCACGGCUCUAUUGACGUCCAAGCUACAUUGAGACUUGUUUACCAAAAUGCAGAAACAAGCUAUUUAUUUAUUUCAAAAAAACCUGUUACGAAAGAGGGUUGGCAAGUGUUGGAGGGUUCAUUUUCACUAUCAACUAUGCCCGAUCAAGUUGUCUUUUAUCUCGAGGAACCUUCACCUGAAUCUGACCUGCUCACAAAAUCAGUGAUCAUCACUUGCCCCAACCCAACUGAUUAUGAAUUUCACCCGCUGCGAAGGAGUGAAUGCCCCUGUGGCUGCUACAUCAAGAAGAGGGAUCUCACUGAUCGUGAAAAGAUUGAGCAUUUGCACUAUUUGAUUAUCACGCUCCUUCCCUUUCUAAAAGAAAUCCAUCACGAACAAAUUCAGGAGUUAGAAACGGAGUCUUCUAUUCGUGGAAUGCAUCUGAGUUUUAAAAACAAGACAUUGAAUCUGAUGAAUUUUGCAUUGAUAAAUAGUUUUUACCACAGGGGUAUUUUAUCUUCAGUUGAAAUUAAACAAUCACUUUGUCAUAAUGAUGAGCGAGUUUACUGCAACAACUGCUCAACUUUAAUAGUCCAUCUUCAUCGGAGUUGCCCAGAUUGCUCAUAUGAGCAAUGUCUAAGCUGCUGCCACGAGCUUCGGAGAGGCAUGUUUCCAGGAAAUAGUUGUAAAGCAGUUUACAAAUAUUCAGAUAGAGGCUGUGAUUACAUGCACGGUGGAGAGCCACUUCCUGAAAGUUUUCAUAAUAUGAAAAUUCCACAGGACCAGAACAAACCAAUUUCUUGGGUUGCUAAUUGUGAUGGUUAUAUCAUUUGUGCUCCUGUCGAAAUGGGUGGAUGUGAAAAAUGCGUUUUAGAGCCCAAGCAUCUAUUAACAAGAAACUGGAUAUCAACCUUGAAUGCAAAAGCAGAAAGGAUUCUGAUUCAAUGCAAUUUUUCCUAGAUGAUUUCCCAGCCAAUUUGUAGAACAGAUGACCCUGAACUGUUACACAAGGCGGCUUCAAGAGUUGGUUCCGAUGAUAACUGCUUAUAUUCCACUACUGCAAAGGACGCUACAGAGGAUGAUGCACUUCUACACUUCCGUAGACACUGGGCCAAGGGUAAACCGGUGAUUGUAUGAAAUGUGCUUGAGCAUACAAGCGGUUUAAGCUGGGAACCAAUGGUUAUGUGGCGUAAGAAGAAACAGAAGUUCACUGUAAGUGGUAUUUUAUACACUCUGUUUUAUCAUAAUAGUAUUCAUAAUAUAUUGUGUUAAUAACUUUAAUAGUAUUAUCAUGCUAUAACAUUAAGGGAUCGUUUGGUAGAGAGAUAGGACAACUUUUAUCUGAUGGAUUGGAUAUCCCAUGGGAUAAGUUAUUCCAUAUCAAUGUAAUGUAAAUGGUAGGAUGUUACAAUAAAAAUUUUGGACAUGGAGAAAGCUGUGAUGGGGAAGUAUAUUUUUCUUGCAUCCUAUGUCAGGAACAUUUUCCCUAUCCCUCCACCAAAUAAGUCCUAAUAGUAUUAUUGUAGCUAUAAAUAACAACUUUAUGUGUGUAUUUACUUGGAAA
This is a messenger RNA of Capsicum annuum, 1771 nucleotides long. RefSeq lists its product as uncharacterized. NCBI's taxonomy places the organism in Eukaryota, Viridiplantae, Streptophyta, Magnoliopsida, Solanales, Solanaceae. Gene Ontology annotation, biological process: regulation of transcription by RNA polymerase II. The record is from RefSeq and is a predicted model, not a curated record. The coding region runs from base 1 to 1167 and encodes 388 amino acids. Gene Ontology annotation, molecular function: histone H3K9 demethylase activity; hydrolase activity, acting on glycosyl bonds; transcription coregulator activity. Gene Ontology annotation, cellular component: chromatin; histone deacetylase complex. The transcript is spliced from 5 exons.